GUGAAACGCAAUAAUUUUAUUCAACUCGGUCAUAAGAAUUUUAUUCUUAUCAUGUUUGUGUACGUAUUACCUAUAGUGAAAAUAGUCGUACGCAAUUUAUUACAUUUUUUCUUGUGAAAUAUUUUAUGGGUAUCCCUAUUUGGCAUGAAACAGAUUAUGAAUCCAAUUUUUCUUGAAUUCUGUCUAACGUUGAUUUAGAAUAUUAUUAUAAGUAACAUUUGCCUCCUCCCUACUAAAAGGUGCACUGUUAUGCUGCAAUCGUGUUUAAAAAUGAAGUCGGGCCACAAUGCGAAACGAAUAGUUUAUGUGUUAGCCCAUAGGGCCUACUCCAGGAAAUCUCGACGUGACAGAGAAAUUAGAGGAGAAGAAUUAUUAGAACAAGAAGAUGAGCUCGUUAUGAAAAUUGAAGAUUCUGAGUUCCGAACAAAUCCUAAUUGGCAGCUGCUACCAAGACAUAAAGAUAGUCAGUUCAAAUUACCUAACAAUGUGGGUAUUGCGCCUGAGGACUGCAUCAUAACUACCAGACUAAAUUAUUAUACUCAAGACUGCCCAAUUCUCUUAAAAUCUGAAAUCACAGAGCGAUUCAAUGUUCCUCAUUUGAAAAAUUUCAGCCUGUGUAUGAUUACUAUUAAUUUAAAGCAAACCUCUAAUACAAACAUGUCAAAUUUAACAAAACAGUAUCUACAUGCUGCUUUUGGUAUUAGUGAUCGUCUUCAAAGCGCUGGCUAUUGGGCUGAUUUCAUACAUCCUUAUACUGGACUUCCAGCCAUUAAUCCAGGGGUCAAUAUUGAUUUUUCCACUUUAGAAUUACCAUACAAACAUACUGUUUAUCAAGUCAAUACACGUAGAAAGUGCAAAGUGAUUGUAGAAAAAAUAUCUCCUAAUACUAUUGGUAACUUAUUUACAAAUGCUUUACCUUCAAAAACUGAUGUUGUCGAGGAUAUUUUGGAUGAAGUUAGUGACUUACAUCAAAUUAGCUACGAUUGAAUUUUAUUUUCUAGUUUAAAGUAUAACAUCUUAAUGUCAUUUAUUUUUAAAUAAAUUAUAGAUUAUUAGUUGUGAUAUACUUAUUUAAAACUAUUGUAAUAAAUAACAAAUAAAUCUGUUUAUAUAAUAUUA
Aphis gossypii (cotton aphid) is the source of this 1119-nucleotide messenger RNA. Its product is annotated as cobalamin trafficking protein CblD. Gene Ontology annotation, cellular component: mitochondrion. The transcript is spliced from 6 exons. NCBI's taxonomy places the organism in Eukaryota, Metazoa, Arthropoda, Insecta, Hemiptera, Aphididae. The record is from RefSeq and is a predicted model, not a curated record. The coding region runs from base 250 to 987 and encodes 245 amino acids. Gene Ontology annotation, biological process: cobalamin metabolic process.